This is a messenger RNA of Symphalangus syndactylus (siamang), 1569 nucleotides long. RefSeq lists its product as uncharacterized. NCBI's taxonomy places the organism in Eukaryota, Metazoa, Chordata, Mammalia, Primates, Hylobatidae. The record is from RefSeq and is a predicted model, not a curated record.
CCGCGGCUCAACCCCCCUCACCGGCCUUAAAGGUUCCCGGAGACGCAAAGUCGGACGCGGGUCCUGAGCGCGGAGCUGCAGGGGGGAGCAUGAGGCAGCCCCCGAGGCGCGCUCCCUGCAUUUCCCACCCUUUCCACGCUGCCCUGCGCGCGCGGUCGGGCGCCCUUGGGGUGGGCAGGGAGGCACGGGCAGGUGCAGCGCCGAAGACCUCCCGCCGCCAUGGAGAAGGGGCUCCCCACCCACCCUCCUGCCCCAACCAUUAUAGAUCCAGGACAGUGCGCCCUGCGGCCCUUCCGGGACAAACUGCCCCCAGGACAAGCUGCCCCCAGGACCACCGCGCCCCGUUUGCGGGACUCCGAACUGGGCCCCCGAGAUCUCCACCUGCGCAAAACGAAAGGGCGGAUUCUCCUUGGACUCACGAGGCAACCGCUCCCCGGGGUGAGAAGGGGAGACUCAUUCCUCCUGCACUGGGAGAAGACGAUUCUUUAGGAGGAAGCCAGGGAAGCGAAUGCUACCCAGGAAGAAAGCUCAGAACAGCCCUCAGAAAACUGCAUGUUGACAGCACCCAGAGUCCUGGCUGGAAGAGGGAAGGGCACUCACAGAGCUGCUUCGCUGGAGCUGUGUCUCUCCCAACUGCCUUGAAGGAACCUCUUGGGAAGGCAGCAACUUCUGGCCUCUGGGGACCUAAAGAAGCCAAGUGGCAAAGCGGAACCCCCUCCUUUGAGUUAAAAGUGUUGCAGACACUGGGAAAUGCCUGAGAGACCUUGUGCCUUAGCAGAGAGAGAUGUUAUGUGCACCGAAUCCCCAACAUGCUUUGCAAAUGUUUAAGGGAGAAGACAGACAUGGGUCAGAUACAACACAAACAAGGCUCUCAGGCCACCAGGCUGAGUGAAGGUGCUAUACAGAGGCUUCUUGGCCACCUGGGGCCGCUUUGAGCCUAUGAGGGAUCCUGGGAGGGUAGUGGAGUGAGGACAGCAGAGGAGCACCAAAGACAAACUCAGCCCAUUUCACAAUUUUAUCGUGAGCCAGCCCUAUCUUAGCCCUCUUGUUUUGAAGAAAAGCCAAAUUUGUAUUUUAAAAAAUACUUAUGCAUGAUCCAUUCCCUAUUGUGAAAUAAGCACAUUUAUUACACAGAAGGAAACCUGAUGUCUCUCAGACCUUGAGCAGACUAUUUACAACAUUUGGGCUACAAGGCAAGGUGACCUUCAGACCACGAAGUGGCGAUGGCUUGCAUAGGGCAAGGCAGGGUCUUUGAGAGAACAUGAGACACACAGGCCACCACCAUGUUUUAGGGGACCUGGGAUUUUGCAACGGGAAGAAAUAAGAGGUUAGAAGAAUGCAUGCUUUAAAACAUGUAAAAUUUUAAAAUAGAACGCUUUCACACACACACACACACACAGACACACUGCAACACAAUAUAAUUAUGCCAUUUACUAGUAAUGAUAUAAACAUAUCUGAAUGCCCCUUUGAACACAAAGCACAGCUAAAUGCCCCACCUCCAGCAGACAGACCCUGAAGCAACACACCCCCAAGAAAACAAGUGACAGAUAUAUAGAAUAGAUAGAUAGA